AAUUUGUUUGUAUGUUUGUCCCGUAUGCUUUACAUAAUUAUGUCCACAUUUUAAAACAAAAAUCAAUAAAAGAGGGUCAGUUGUAUAAAGAAAUCUGUCUUUAAUCGUAAUAGAAUGGUUCUUUUACAGUUGCAUUGAAACGUAUAUUCAUGGUUCAGCUAGUUAAAAAAGAGCUCCCUCAUUGUAAGACCUCUUUAUUCAUUAUCAUUUGUCAUUUUAAUUAGGUCAUGGUCAAAAAUGGUGUGACAGGGCGCGUCUGUUUCGUGUCAACGUAUUGUCACGAACAUGUGAUAAAAAUUAUAGUUCUCGUGAUAGAGGUAAUAUUAGAUCCGCCAUAUAAUUUAUUUAGUAAUUAUAUUUAAUGCACUAAAGCAAAUAACUGCACUAUACCUACUUGUGAAAAGUACAAAGGUAAAAAAAUUCUGAUUAUUUUUAAUUCAAUUUUAAGUGUACAUGAACUCUAAAUUCACGCCUAAAAUAGACUAUUCCUUAAACCAGGUGGAUCAUCUAUCAAAAUGACGGACGCGACAUCGUCAGAAGAGUUACUAGUAUCCAAGAAACCGGUGAAGGAAGUGCCGGUUUAUCAGGACACAGAUACCUUCAAGCAUAAAACGGGAGACAUUUACGACGGUGGCUUCGAGAUCAAAAAGAAAGACCGGAGCAUUAAGAUGAAUGGUACAGGCACCUACUUCACAGCUGGAGGCGAAUCUUACCAUGGCCACUGGGACCGCGACAAACUAACACAAAAUGAAAUGGUCUCAAUAAUUUUCCCUGACGGAGCUAAAUAUGAAGGAAUAUUUAAAGAUUGGUGUUACUACGGUGCCGGCAAGUACACCUAUCCCGACGGGACUGUGUUGUUAGCCAACUUCGUGGAGAAUUGUCCAGUUGGAGGAAUAACUUUGUACGAUCCGAACGGACACAAGUGGUUGGGUAAGGCGGAAGUAGGGUAUGCAUGGCUUGGACCAGUGAAUCAUUAUUACGAGAUGCUUGACAAAACUUUAGAUGUCCACAAGAAGGGCCUCCGUUCUAAGACUUCAUUGCCUUCGCCGCCUAGUACGAAGAAGCAGAAGAAAGUAAAAGCUUUAUCUAAAACCCUAGUAACAUAACAUUCUUUUAUAGUCUGUCUUUUGAAGAUGGAGUAAAAACAUUUGUAGGGUUGUGCCAGUUAUCAUAAAAUUUUAAAUAGUCAUGCGGUUGUUAUCGGCAGUUUCAUCGAUAGAUUGUGAAAGAAGAUAAAAGUGAAUUGUGAAUGUUACGACGUUCUAAUGAUUACUAAUAGCAUUGUUGCCUUCUUUAUUUUUAUUUUUACAGUAGUCCUUUUAAAUUUUUAUUCAUAUAGGUACAUUUUAAUAAGGAUAGAACUUGAAAACAUGUCUCCUCUUUUUAUUUUCAAUAGACAGUUCUAAAUGUAUUCAAAUGGACCUGUGCCCAGCAGCUGGACGAAUAAUGGGCAAAUGAUGAUUCAAAUUAAACAAGUUCGGCUAUCUAUUGUAUAAGCAUAACCGACAUUCAGGCCU
Messenger RNA from Hyposmocoma kahamanoa, 1517 nucleotides. Its product is annotated as radial spoke head 1 homolog. Bases 516 to 1106 code for a protein of 196 amino acids. The transcript is spliced from 3 exons. The record is from RefSeq and is a predicted model, not a curated record. NCBI's taxonomy places the organism in Eukaryota, Metazoa, Arthropoda, Insecta, Lepidoptera, Cosmopterigidae.